GGCGCGAAAUUGCUUUGCGUUUAGGAAGAGUCUGCCGACACAGUUUCCACAUUACUGAGACUGUUUGUAAUCAUUUGUGUUCGGGCACUUACCUUCAAAGCAAGAACAUGAUUGGGCAGAAAACUAUUAAUUCAUUUUUCUCACCGAUCUCCAAAAAGAAGUCUUGCAAAGAGUUAAAUGAAGCGGAGAAAGCUGAUAAAGACUCGAGGAAGCGCAAGUCCUCGGCGGUUGAUCCGGAGCCCUCCAGCCCCCGGUCGGCUCCUCUGUCUCAGGAACAGCUGGACAUGAUCGCCCGUAACAAGAAGGCGGCCUUAAACAAGCUCUCUCCUCCCGGAUUUGCGGGGAGCUGGCAAAAGGCGCUGGCUGCUGAGUUUGGAAAACCUUAUUUCAGACAGUUGAUGCAAUUUGUUAACGAAGAGAGGAAACAUCACGUGGUGUACCCACCCGCUGACCAUGUCUUCACCUGGACGCAGAUGUGUGAAGUUCAAGAUAUUAAAGUGGUGAUCCUCGGUCAGGACCCGUAUCAUGGUCCAAACCAAGCACACGGAUUGUGUUUCAGUGUCAAAAGACCAGUGCCCCCCCCUCCCAGUUUGGAGAACAUGUACAAAGAGCUGAUCAAUGACAUUGAAGGCUUCGAGCAUCCUAAGCAUGGAGAUCUAAGUGGCUGGGCAAAACAAGGUGUGUUGUUGCUCAAUGCUGUGUUGACCGUGCGAGCACACCAAGCCAACUCGCACAAAGGCAAAGGCUGGGAGACGUUCACUGACGCAGUGGUGCAGUGGCUCAACAAUAACUUGGAAGGGCUCGUAUUCAUUCUUUGGGGAGCCUACGCACAAAAGAAGGGGGCCACCAUUGACAAGAAACGUCACCACAUCCUGGAGGCAGUGCACCCUUCCCCCCUGUCGGCUCAUCGUGGAUUCUUUGGCUGCAAACAUUUCUCAAAGGCCAAUGAGCUGCUGAACAAAUCUGGAAAGUCACCUGUUGACUGGAAGGCACUUUAAACUGUUGCACUUGUCUGCUUUUUUUCCACACCAUGUUGUUGAACUACAGAGACUCCUUAAUAAGCUUGUCUACAUUUUCAAAGUUAACUGUAGAUAACAUUAUCUUCUUACACUAGAAACACUGUUCUACUUUGUGGAAAGUUACUUUAUCGUCUUUUGUUAUGAUGCAUAUGUUAUAUUUGGGAGUUACAGUUUUGCAUAACGUUUGUAUAUCUUUAUUGUUUUAUACAUUAAAAAUGUUACUACAUCUCACAUUUGA
Molecule: messenger RNA, 1257 nt
Organism: Hippocampus comes (tiger tail seahorse)
Lineage: Eukaryota; Metazoa; Chordata; Actinopteri; Syngnathiformes; Syngnathidae
Gene: unga
Product: uracil DNA glycosylase a
Exons: 7
Coding region: 108-998 (296 amino acids)
Biological process (GO): base-excision repair, AP site formation via deaminated base removal; base-excision repair
Cellular component (GO): mitochondrion; nucleus
Molecular function (GO): uracil DNA N-glycosylase activity
Source: RefSeq, a predicted model, not a curated record